Messenger RNA from Pungitius pungitius (ninespine stickleback), 5258 nucleotides. RefSeq names its product nicotinamide phosphoribosyltransferase 2 (gene nampt2). Gene Ontology annotation, biological process: NAD+ biosynthetic process. The record is from RefSeq and is a predicted model, not a curated record. The transcript has 11 exons. The coding region runs from base 839 to 2320 and encodes 493 amino acids. Lineage: Eukaryota; Metazoa; Chordata; Actinopteri; Perciformes; Gasterosteidae. Gene Ontology annotation, molecular function: nicotinamide phosphoribosyltransferase activity.
UUUUCCUCUGUCGUUGUUGCCUGUUGCUGAGGUGAAAUGCAUUCUGGGAUACUUGGCUCUCACAAGAACAGACGAGCCUGCUCCGAUGCAUGCCCGGUAAAAUGGGCGGGGCGAGUCACAUCCGGGUAUUAUGACCGUUCUCGGCCAGAUGCGGACUUUAGAAUUGGAACAGUACUCGGGCUGAGACUGAUGACGUUUCACGAGUCCACGAGAACAAAAGUCCACACAAGAACGCAUAUUGAGAAAGGGCCUGAGAAAGGGAAAAAUGGGAUAGGGAAAGGGAUAAAUAAAUGAACAAACCAACGACUCCCACACACAAAGACGUCACUCUGUAGUCUUCAACAAAAAACGUUUUCCACCUAGUGUUCUGGCGGUGAAUUGCUUUGCAACAAGCGCAAGCCUUUUUGAACCAUGAAUUGAGAAGAGUCCGUCAACACAAGACGCAGACGAAAACGUAGACCCGGACACAGAAGCGGACAGAAGCAGACACGGUCGAAAAUGUCGUAAUGCUGCGUUUUGAAUCUAUUCAAAAACUACUGUCCUUGAAUGCAGCAUUACGUUGUUGUUCCGAAAGGCGGUGAGAGGGAGGACGUGCGCCUGGCCAUGCGUACUGGAACCCCGCCCCUUUGCCAUAACCCCCAACCGACAAAAUGACUACUGCAUUGACUGCUACACCGGCUUUGUAACCUCCGAAUCCGAGUCCAGCAAAGAAACGCCGCGGUUACCGUCACGAGAACUCGACGUUGAGGUUGAUUCUCUCUGCCGCUCUGUUGGCUUCUCCCUCGCACUCUAGAGACUGAAGUGACGUUUUACGUGGAUUAAUUCAUCCACGACAACAAUGGCAGCACAGGAAUUUAAUUUCUUGCUAGCGACGGAUUCGUACAAGAUCACACACUACAAACAGUAUCCUCCAAACGUCAGCAACAUCUACUCCUACUUUGAAUGCAGACGCAAGAAAGGCUCCCAGUUCAGUGAAGUGGUGUUCUUCGGUCUUCAGUAUCUGCUGAAGAAGUACCUCAUAGGCCAAGUGGUCACAGAGGAGAAGAUUCAGGAAGCCAAGCUCUUCUACCAGAUGCACUUCAAACAAGCUGUCUUUGAUGAGGGAAGCUGGAGGAAGAUCCUUGAGAAACAUGAUGGCCGCCUUCCUAUCCGGAUCAAAGCCAUCCCAGAGGGGACGAUCAUACCCAGAGGCAACGUACUCUUCACCGUGGAAAAUACAGAUCCCGAGUUCUACUGGCUCACCAACUACAUUGAGACCAUGCUGCUCCAGAUGUGGUAUCCCAUCACCGUAGCCACUAUAUCCAGGGAGUUUAAGAAGAUCCUGGCCAAGCACCUGAAGGCCACCUCUGGGAGCCUGGAGGGUCUAGACCUGAAACUGCAUGAUUUUGGCUACAGAGGAGUCUCUUCACAGGAGUCUGCAGCAUUAGGUGGAGCAGCUCACCUGGUGAAUUUCUGCAGCACGGACACAGUCGCUGGGCUGCUGAUGGCUCAGCGAUACUAUAGCUGCCCGAUGGCUGGCUUCUCCAUCCCAGCGGCAGAGCACAGUACCAUCAUCUCCUGGGGAAGGAGCCGGGAGAAGGAGGCGUUUGAGCGAGUUCUUGAGCAGUUCCCCGCGGGGCCAGUGUCUGUGGUCAGCGACAGCUACGACAUCUUUAACGCCUGUAAGAACAUCUGGGGAGACAAGCUGAAGGAGCGAGUGAUGGAGCGCAGCCAGGACUCGUGUCUGGUCAUCCGGCCGGACUCUGGAGACCCGGCAGAGACUCUGAUUGAGGUCAUCAAGAUCCUGGAGGAGUGCUUUGGCUGUUCUCUGAAUGUCAUGGGAUACAAGGUUCUGCCCCCUUACCUGCGAAUCAUUCAGGGAGACGGCAUUGAUCUCAUCUCUGUGGACGAGAUUCUUCAGAAGCUCACUGAUGAAGGCUGGAGUGCUGAGAACGUCCUCUUUGGUUGCGGCAGCGCAUUGCUGCAGAAACUCAACAGAGACACUCUCAACUGUGCCUUCAAGUGCAGCUACGUGGAGAGUAACGGCAAGGGGAUGGACGUGUACAAGCAGCCGGUGACCGACCCGUCCAAAGGGUCAAAAAGAGGGCGAUUAUCUCUGAGGAGAAACUCUGAUGGCUUCCUUGAGACAAUAGAGAAGGGGGCGGGCAAGCCGGAGGAGGAUCUUCUGGUGACUGUUUUUGAGAAUGGCAGCCUGGUGAUGGACUACUCCCUGGAGGAGAUAAGGAAGAAUGCUCGUCUGAGAGACGAGGAGGUGAACCCCACCCUGCACAACCACGAACAGGAGCUGCUGCACAAUCAUAUCAUCAACGGGAUUCAUUAGAGCAGCCACCCAGCCUGGCACACUCUGAACAGGUCUAAACUCACAGGUUGCAGUGGAGGGAAAUGAGCUUUUACAAGAAACGACAAAAUAUGAAAAUUGUUUUAUUGAUUGCAGUAAUCAUCAGGUGUGUUGAUUGUUUUACAUUACAUAACCAAGUCUAUUUGUUGCAUUUAGUCUUACGUACAUUUUUAAAACCAGGAGAAAAUGGUAACCUAAAUGCGAAAGAAGACAGGGCUCACCAGGAGGAUAUAUCGCUGCAGCCCCACGUUCUGCCCUUUUUUGUUUGUGUAAGUAACACAAUCUGUCCAAGCGUUCAGUCCACAAAUGAAGACUUCAUUAAACUGAGCAGCAGUGCAAAAGCAGCAGAGAAGCAAAUCCUGUUGCGAUCGGCCCACAAAGCAAAGUCAAUGGAUAUCCAUCUAAAUACAUUUGUGUAAGAAUUAUAAACAAAAAACAUUUUUUAAUGAGUUGGAUGAGCUGAUGUCUAUCCCACCGGCACUCUCACACUCCUACGGGCUAUUUAGAACCACAAAAGUUUACCCCCAGAGCGCAUUGGUGGCCUGUGGGAGGAUGCCAGGGAACACGAUACCACACCACCACCUCCUGUCUUUAACUGCAAUGUAAUUUUAUUUUUAUCAUUCAUACAUUUUAUCAGGGUUUAUUUUUGUUUACAUUAAGUACUUUUCCAAACCGUGAAGAUGUAUUUUCAUAAUCAAUGAUAAAAAUCCCUUCCCUUGGUGGUGGUGAGGUCGAAGCCUUCUUUAUUCUCAGCCAAUGACUUGCACCCGGUCUCUUUUGCGAUAUCAAGUUAAACAAAUGCUACCAAAUGUAUCCUGUUAUCCAGGACAGGCAAAAUGCUGACAUUGUUACGCCUCAGUAGAUGAACACAUUCACACUAACUACAGCUAAGGCGUAGCACGGUUUGCUGAUGCCACAUAGCUAGCAGUGCUGCUGCUCCUGUGGAAAGGCGCUAACCAAUCAGCUGACUACUUGAUUAGGAGAUAGGGGUUGUGAGAAUGGAACCAUGUGUUCUGUCACAUAUCCUACAAAGUAUUAGUUGGAUCACAUGGUCUUCAAUAUUUUUGUAUUGAACAAUCUAUCAUUUGAGAUCAUGUGUUGAUAUGCAAAUUACAAAUAGUUACUGUAAUGAUGUUUUUGAAACAAUGAAGAUAUUUGGCAUUUCAUCUUUGAAGGUGGACCAACUCAAAUAGAAUGAUUCUUUUGUAUCCAUUGAUGUUUGGUACAAUACAGAUUUUUCCCUAGUGAGUUAUUUUUUUUGUGCAGAUACACCUUUGAACACAGACUGAAUUCCAAACUCAAUAUUUAUACGAUAUAUAUAUAUCUCGGUUGAGGGACCUUCACAGAGCGCUCAUCGUGUAGCUGACGAGGCUGACAGCACAAACGAGGCUGCACACUGAGCGCAUGCAUCAGCAUUAAGGCUGCACUCAAAGAGGAUUUAUGGAAGUAGUCAAUUAAUCUAACGACUAAUGCGUCAACUAUUCUAACAUUCUUUGAGACAGCUGAUUAAUAAAACAAUUUAUUCAAUUAAAUAUGAAAAAGAUGUCUGAUUUAUAAUAAUAUUUCUUCUCUUAAAAUCAUCUAAAUUAAGCUACCUAUUUAUAAAAUGCCUGAUCAGAAAAAUAGUGGGAGGUUUCAAAAAGACAGCUAUGACGCUGGAUGAGUUUAAUCACUGUAGACCUGAAACAACCGCUACAGUGAUCACUGUUAUCACUGGACCAAUAAGACGCACAGUAUGCAAAUCCACCUAUUUUUGUAAUUAAUGACGUGUUCAUCUUCUAGUCUUGCCUUUGUCCUAACUCAUGCGCUCAUUGUGCUUGAGCUCAUGCUACAAUACGCACCGAGGGAGUCACUUGUUUCUCUGCUCAGACACCACCACGCUAUAUGUGGACGUAGACAGUCGGGUUUGGAUUGUGUAUUAAUGGUCAUUAUUUAACACCAACUUUUAAGCUGCUUUUAGGGAACAGAGGCCUGUCACUGUGCCCUGCCCAGUUGAGUCCAUUAUGUAACCACGUAUGCUGGAUCCCAAAAAUUCCAUCUGGAUUGGGGAAAGGCAUCAAUGACAUGUCUUUAGACAUUCAGUGAUAUUCUCUUACAUACAGUCAGCCUCUAUUGUUAAGAUUUCAAUCAUCAUUAAAAUAAUUUAUUUUCUUUUAUCAACAGAUCUCGGAUCUUGUUCAGAUAACUGAAUCACCUUGAAUCUGAUAUAAAGGGCCAUGGUCCUUUAUUUAGUCAUUUUUAAAUGCAUUUUACAAGUCCAUCCAAUUACCAUUUGCAAUCGUUUCCAACAACACAUUAAUUAAACAGUGUUUCUCGAUUUAUCAAACUUGUACCUCUAAUAAAUGGCUAGCUUACCUUUUCUAGAUAGUAUGGAGUGAUGUGGAAAUGGUCAGAAACCUUUAUUCAGGCACAAAGGAAUCUCGCCCAGUCAAAUGUAACGUGAUUACCUAACUGGAGCUACUUACUGACUGACGUAGAACGCACUCUAAUUUGUAGUGGAAGGAUCAGCUGGUCUGCUGCUGGAUUCCUAUGCAUACUGUACGACUCCAAAGAUACUUCUGCUUUUUUACACUUCAACUAUAAGUUUGAUCCUUCGGAUUCUCUUUUUCUCCCUUUUUGUCCUGUUGGACAGGACUUGUUGAGCUUCUUUUCAAUCCUCCCUGGUGUUCAGCCUCAGACUGUAGGGUCAGAGCAUGCUUGCAUCACAUUUGAGACUGAUGGUCUACACUGGACACAACGUUUUCCUUUUCAUACAUGACUUUUGUAAAUAUCUUUUUGAAAAUGAUUUGCUUUUUAACUUAUCUGUAUUUUUUAAAACCUGUCUUUCAUUUGUUUGUGUUUUACAAACCAACCUUUUGUAAUAUUAAAAAAACAGUAACACUUUGGAACUGGGGUGAAUUUCUUAGUAAAGAGAGAGUGU